Molecule: messenger RNA, 543 nt
Organism: Durusdinium trenchii
Lineage: Eukaryota; Dinophyceae; Suessiales; Symbiodiniaceae
Source: the annotation of a GenBank genome assembly
AUGAGAAUCUUCAUUUGCAAGGGAGGCUGUUUUCCUGGGUCACUGGCCCUCUCCAGGGAUCUCGUGCUUCUUGUGUCCAGGGCGCCGAUCCGAUUGGCUGAUUGGCUAAGAAGAUGGUCUCUCUAUGCCCCAUAUGCCUCUAUGCUUUCUGCUUUCUUGUUUGUCUUGAGUCUACAAUCUCAUUUUGCUAGCUGGUUUAGCUGCCAGGAGACAACUUCCAGCGGCUUGGCGUUCCGCAAGAUCAAGCCAGGCACUGGAAAAGAACGCCCACAAUUGGAGACGAAUGUGACGGCUUUAUACAAUGGUUGGGCUUCCAAUGGCGACUUGGUGCUCUCAACAUCAUUUGGCGCUCAAGACACCUUCCUUGUCCGGGAGGUGCCCAUUGAAGGCCUAAAGGAGGCCUUGCAACUCAUGGUGGAAGGUGAGACUCGUCGUUUCUGGAUUCCUGGGAAGCUUGGAUUUGGAGCGACAGCUGACGAAAGCCGAGGAUUGCCACCAGGUCUUUUGGUCUUUGAUGUGCGACUCAUGAGCAUAAACAGCUGA